Molecule: messenger RNA, 486 nt
Organism: Aspergillus fijiensis CBS 313.89
Lineage: Eukaryota; Fungi; Ascomycota; Eurotiomycetes; Eurotiales; Aspergillaceae
Exons: 1
Coding region: 1-486 (161 amino acids)
Source: RefSeq, a predicted model, not a curated record
AUGGAUCUAGCAGCACUCGCCGCCGGCGUCGGAGUCGAGACGUGGCAGACGGAAUUUGAAGGCCACACAAUCUCGAUCCACACGGCCAAGGACACUCUGACGGCCGCCCGCGGUCUCCAGACCAGCCAGGCCGCCCCGGGGACCCGACGCCAGCUACCCCCAAUCCUCAGCUUCAACGUUCCCGCCGAUCUGGCUGACGGCGAUCCAUGGGGCUUCGCGGCGCGCUUCCUCCAGCACGAGUGGCGCACCCAGCGGCAGAACCACACGUGCCCGCCGGAGCCGAUCCUCGCGGGCGUGGCGACGUUCGACCCGCUGCAAAAGGCGCGGUUCUUCCACGAAGCGUCGCCCGACCCUCAGGGCCCGCCAGUGCUCUGGACCGGGAGGAAUGGCCAGACGGAGUUCCCGACGGCUUCUUCGCCGGCGGAUGUCGCGUUCGUGCAGAUUAUCCUGGAUUUCAUGAUGGAUCUGCUCUCCGAGAAUCGCUAG